AUGAAUAUCUUCUUUGAAAGACUUAUUAAUACUGCCAUGUUCUUGCCGGCACUCUUCAUGAUAACCCUCUCGAAUUUGGCUUAAGCAUGCAACUACUAUGGCUCAAACAUUUAUUAAUUCAACGAGAAUUUAUGUAAUGGCUAGUACUGCACUUCAGAUUUCUAAUGUGAUUCUUAUAAUUGCACUUUUGGAACAUGCACUACCAUCUCAGAGACGACUAUUUACAUAAUUGUGUGUAUAUCAUCUACCAUCCUAACAUGCUCAAUAGCUUUGACUAUCCUAUAUUGCAAAAAGAAAAGAAGAGCUCGUGAACUUGCAAUCUAAAAUCAAUAGCUCCAUCACCAUCAUAGUAAUCAACAUAAUUACUAAGGCCAACCAGAAGUUCAAAGAUUAGUCGGGUAUCAAUCUAUAUAAUAAGUUGAUGGAGGAGCUCUUAAUCAGCAAUAACUUAACCCAGCUUAUGGCUAACUUGGUGGAUUUUAAAUACAAUCAAACUAUGGUAUUUAACAUCCAAUUUACGAACAAGCUGACUAUGCUACUCCACAAUCAAAUGUCCAACAAUUAGAACCUCAAAUACAAAAGUGA
Molecule: messenger RNA, 585 nt
Organism: Stylonychia lemnae
Lineage: Eukaryota; Ciliophora; Spirotrichea; Sporadotrichida; Oxytrichidae
Source: the annotation of a GenBank genome assembly